AUGACUUCUCCAUAUCUUGUUAAUAACUUUCAAGCAGAAAACAUUUUGACUGGAGCCAAUAACAAUAAUAACAGCAGCAAUAGCAUCACUCUUCUUCAUCCGCCACUUCCACCUCCAUCAAUUCCAUCAAUCCCGAUCUCUAUUUCCUUAGCUUUAUCUUUUAUUACAAAUAAGCGCAACGGCGUGUGUCUAAUUUGUGGACUUUAUAUUCCACAAUACGAAUCAGUUAGAUGCUCAGCUCUUGAAUGCUUUGUAGUUGCCCACUCCGCUGACAAUGCACUUCAAAAUCCAACAACUAGUACUGCAACAACAACUCCAAUUACUACGACCGCCACCCCUUCUAAUCAUCCUUCUUCAUCUGCUACCACAACGACCACUGCAAAAACUUCUAAUAAUUCGUUUGCUACUUGCAACACUGCUAUCGCCAACAUCAAUCCUCCCUCUUUGUUUAAUAUUGCAACAACAACAACAACUACUACUACUACUGCCAAUCCUAUUCCCUCUUCCCCCGGCUUUCAAACUCCACUCGAUAUGUUGGUAGCCGCUGCAAACGAAGUCUUAUCAAACUCAAGUUCUCCUGUAAUGACCGAUAGCAUGGACUUGGGCGCUGAUGAUAAAACUACUACUGUCAACUAUCUUCACCGUCAUGAUGCUAAUUCAUCCUCUUUCGCUGCCACUGUUGCUGAUGCUGAAGGGUAA
Entrophospora sp. SA101 is the source of this 699-nucleotide messenger RNA. The record is from the annotation of a GenBank genome assembly. Lineage: Eukaryota; Fungi; Glomeromycota; Glomeromycetes; Entrophosporales; Entrophosporaceae.